Molecule: messenger RNA, 5710 nt
Organism: Xenopus tropicalis (tropical clawed frog)
Lineage: Eukaryota; Metazoa; Chordata; Amphibia; Anura; Pipidae
Gene: neurl1
Product: neuralized E3 ubiquitin protein ligase 1
Biological process (GO): animal gross anatomical part developmental process; regulation of signaling; regulation of cell communication
Cellular component (GO): perikaryon; perinuclear region of cytoplasm; dendrite
Molecular function (GO): ubiquitin protein ligase activity
Source: RefSeq, marked provisional
GUGUGUAGAUGUACAAGGAGACAGAGUCUGUCCAUGUGGAUCCCUGCGCCAGAGUGCUGUGAGGCAGCCGGGGAAGGGGAUCCACCUUCUGUUCUACUAUGGGAGGACAGAUCACCAGGCACACACUGUAUGAUUCUAUAGGUGGGACAUUUCCAUCCUCCUCCCAUCGAUGUCAUCACAAGCAGAAACAUUGCAUGCCAAUGGCACAAUGCGGGGGCCUAGUCAUCACUCCUCUCCUUUUCCACCCGCAUGCCAAGGGAUCGCAGAUCAUCAUGGACACUUCUCAAAAGGCAGUGAAGAGGCAGGCCAGUUUUUGUAAUGCCAUCACCUUCAGUAACAGGCCUGUCGUCAUCCAUGAACAAGUCAGGCUUAAGAUCACCAAGAAGCAAUGUUGCUGGAGCGGAGCACUGAGACUUGGUUUCACCUCCAAGGACCCGUCAAGGAUAAACCCGGAUACCUUGCCAAAGUAUGCUUGUCCUGACCUGGUUUCCCAGAGUGGAUUCUGGGCUAAGGCAUUGCCCGAAGAGUUUGCAAAUGAAGGGAACAUCAUAGCCUUCUGGGUAGAUAAAAAGGGCAGAGUAUUUUAUCGAGUCAAUGACUUUGGAUCAAUGUUGUUCUUCAGUGGAGUACGGAUCACGGAACCACUCUGGGCACUGAUUGAUGUUUAUGGGCUGACUCGGGGAGUGGAAUUGUUGGAUAGUGAAAUCAUCCCACCGGACUGCUCCCGGCCCCGAUCAUUCACUUCUAUCCCAAGGCCAUCCCUACGGAGAGAGACAGAAGACACCCGCUUGUCUGUUAGUUUGUGUGACUUGAACUUACAGGAAGAUAACUAUCAAACCAUGACAACCAUGUGUCCUAUCCCUCAAAACUCUCUGAACUCCCAGCAUUCCCACUUGCUCCCGUCACAGCUAGAAAGUGAUCUCCGGUUCCACCAGCUCCGAGGAGCCCAUAUCAAGACUUUAGACGAUCAAACAGUUGCAAGACUGGAACAUGCUCGUGAAGAGAGGACUUUGGUAUUUACUAACAGACCCCUUAGAAUCAAUGAAACAAUCUUUGUCAAAAUCAACAAAUCAAAUUCUUCAAGGUCAGGAACAUUAUCAUAUGGUGUGACGUCCUGUGACCCCAGCACCCUCAGACCUAGUGACCUUCCAUAUAAUCCAGAGUCACUUGUUGACCGGAAAGAGUUCUGGGCUGUGUGUAGAGUACUGGUACCCCUCCAAAGUGGAGAUAUUUUAGGGUUUGUAAUCAAUGGAGAAGGUGAACUACAUCUGAGCCACAAUGGUACUAGCACUGGCAUGCAAGUGUGUGUGGACUGUUCUCAGCCUCUUUGGAUGUUCUUUGGUCUACAUGGAACCAUCAUGCAAAUCCGCAUUCUGGGUUCCACUAUCUCAACUGAUAAUCGAGAAGCAUCAGCUCCAAGCUCUCCCACCUCAGCGCCGAACAGUCCCACUGCACCAUGUAGCGCCAUUUCUGAUCCCAUCCUGAACUCAUGUGUGUCUGCACCUAUGGGCAGCUCCAUAAACAUUACAGCGCCUAACUCUCCGGUGAGCAUGCCAGAGUCACCCCUCUCCCCAUCGCUCUCAGGGUCCUGGAGUGACGAGUGUACGAUCUGCUAUGAGAACUUGGUGGACACUGUUAUCUACUCGUGUGGGCACAUGUGCUUGUGUUACACCUGCGGCCUGAAACUCAAGAAGAUGAACAAUGCAUGCUGCCCUAUUUGUAGGCGCCUCAUCAAAGACAUCAUUAAGACAUAUCGGAGCAGUUAAAGCUGCGCUCCCGCAAUGGGGAAAGGAGCCUCUUUUCUGCUGAAGAUAUUUUUCUGUCCAGUGGUACUCAACAAUCUUCUUAGGAUCCUUUGAGGAAGUUAGAGGUGCUUAGAUUUAGAGUCCGUGUGUUUCAGCUCUAAAGUCAGUGAUCCUGGAUAACAAGAUAUCAGGGAAGCAUAGUCUUGUGGUCAUUCAAUAUUCUUUUAAAUGUAGAGGAAAUUCCAUAGACAUCUCCUUGAGAAACUUCUUCUGUGGCUGAUUCAGAUUCAGCUCCGACAUGAAGAAGAACGUUGGGUUGACUUUGUGUUGAGGUCCAGCCCCCAAAGCUUGACUGUAGCAAGUAAAGCAAUAUAACCACCUGCUAAUACCUGUGCAAAAAGCUUAAAUGAGAGGUAAAAAAAGGAGACACGAAGAGAUUCUGCCCAUUUGUACACAAACAACAUUGUGCGGUGUGAAGGUAACAAGUUGUUAGCUACAGUGGGGGAUAUGGUGUUGUUUAUAAAGCAGGUAUCAGACACAGGGGGCAGCACUGCUGUCACAUUAUGUUGAAUGGUUUUACCUCCUAAAUUGCCCCCCGCACACAAAUGAUCCGCUUUAGUGUUGGAAGAAAGGCUGAGAUUUUACUGCCACUCACUUUCACCAUGUGCCGGAGGCCUCCAACCCGUUAUCUCUUGACUAAAGGAGACGCUCUUUCCAAUGAAUUAUGUAACUUUGUUUUUCGGACAUACUGUAUAAUCUCUGUCUUGUGAUGGCCUCUUAUGGAGAGAAUUGGUUUGAGCGCAGCGUGAGCGUGGGCACAGUGACAUCAUUAAGGCUGGAGAACAGUAAUGGCUCUUUCAUGUAAGGAAGGGAUAAGUGGCCUUUGAUGUUCUCUUAACAAGCUGAACAGCAUUUGGCUUUAUAAUACUCUUAUUCAACCUUUUCUAGAAAUGAUUUUAUUUGAAUUCAGAAUAUAUCAUUAUUUUCAUUGUAAAAGCUGGUUCUUUUCAAGCACAUCGUGCCCUGUGCCACUUGUAAGCCAGAAUAGCCAUAUCAAAACAAGGAACAAAGCCUCCCUCUUAGACCAAUAGCAGUGGCGUAACUGGGCCCACCAGCAAAAAAAGUUUCAUUGGUUAUGAUCCUUCCUACCCCCUGUAUACGCCUGCUUGCAGACAGCCCUGGGAAUGUGAUGGGGCAGGCACCUCAGGAUAAAGGGUGGAAGACAAAGGAGAGAUCCAGGGUCCCCAAUGCUUUCCAGGUACAGAAAGAGUCCCAGAAGAAAAGGCAAUUAAAUAGCACUGUCUGGGUGUCCUUUUCUGAGCUGAUAAUGUAAACCUUAAAUAUCCAGAUUGGAUAGGCACAUAGCAAAUGUGACGCCGCCUCUCAUUAACUAUAAUGUAUACCCUUCUAACACAACUGCUACGGGCAGGUUUCAGUUCUAGGAGACAAGAUUGGGUUAAAGAUGGAGUAAUUAUGUAGAAAGUCGGAAUCAUAUAUUAUGUUAAUAUAUUAAAUAUAUCUCUGGAAGAGCCAGGAGGAGCUGUAGUCCAACAACGGUUGGAUGGUUGCAGAAUAGAGAUCCAUGAGCUUCAAAAGUCUUUUCCCUUCAUUUAAGUGGCGCAACCAUUCAGUGCCGCCUGGGUCUUUCUAACCCUGCCCCUCACUUCUCAUUUAUUAUUGCACAAUCAAUAAGUCAUGCUGCCUGGAAAGGCCAGUUACAGAGAAACGUCAGCGUGCAUGUGUGGACAUGAAUGAUGCAUUAUUGUGGGUGCAAGUCUAUAAGAAAAAAUGUGUUGUUUAUACCAGGUUACAUUUUAUUCAAUUAGAUAAGUGAUAUAUUUGAAUGUAUCUGUAGGUAUUAGCACCCCCAUAUCCUCCUCUUACCCUCUGUGCAGAUCUGACAUCAGCAGAUGGAGCAUGUGGGUAACUGUACAAUUGGAGUGUGACAAUUACAACGUACCAUAAAUCCAUAGAUGGAAUGCUCUGUGUAUCUGCCCAGCACAUUGUUCCUCUCUACUAUCUGCCCUACCUACACAGGCAGCUUCUCCUCUACUAAACACUCAUGGUAGAACCGUGGGUAUCUGCAAGGAGCUUGCAUGGUCUCCCCAUGUCUGCGUGGGUUCCAUCUGGCAUGUCUGCAUGUCUGCGUGGGUUCCAUCUGGCAUGUCUCCCCAUGUCUGCGUGGGUUCUAUCUGGCAUGUCUGCAUGUCUGCGUGGGUUCCAUCUGGCAUGUCUCCCCAUGUCUGCGUGGGUUCUAUCUGGGUACCAGGGUGACAGGUUCUUUGGCUCCUGGUAUAAUUGGCCCUAGUGUGAAUGUGAUAGGAACCUUGGAUUGUAAGUUCCUCUGGGGCCGAGACUGAUGUGUAAAUGUGUUGGUACUAUAAAAAGGGUGGUACUGAGCAAUGGCUGCAUGCCAAUGGCUGGAAAUCCCCUUAUUUAUCACUGGCCUAGGCCACAAUCCCCCAUCAGAAAACUCUCUUCUUCGCCUGUCAGCGCUCCUAACGAUAGGCCAAAAAGCGUGUAGCUCCACUUGUCACCACUCCGCGUGCAACAGCAGGGUAUUUGCCAUCAAAGAAAGCCAAUUUGUUCUACGGAGAGCUGCUCUUUACUGUUCCCUUUGUCAGUGUCCUGACCUGACCCAGCAUGAAACCUGCUUUCAAUUAACUGUACCCCGGGGUGCCUCCUGGCUGGCACUGUAAUGGCCUGACCAGUAACACCAAUGUUUGAUGCCAAUUUUUUUAAAGGGUUAGUUUAUCUUCCAAAAACUUUUUUUCAGUUUAAUUGUUUUCAGAUACCAAAGUGAAAAUCUUUUUUUUCACUAAUGCUCAGAUUUGCCUCAUUUUCCACCCGCUGGCAUUUCCAGCUCCAUAACCCAGGCUGCCCACACUCUGAACUCUUACAAUUUCUUACAAAAGCCGACGUUAGUAGAGCCCAUGGAGCAUGCUCAGUAGGGGCCAAAGCUGCUGCUCUUGGGAAAUGUUUCAACUGAUGUGUCAGAUCAGAACCAUUAAUAGAAUUGCCCCAGGGGGACACAAGUGGGUGGGAAAUGAAACUGAAAUGAAAACAAUAACCCCUAUAGCAAGCAGCAGUUAGUGUAUGAUAAUGAAAGGAACCGGUUGGCUGUCUGGCUGCCUUUCCAACACUGGUUAUAGUUAGGCCAGAAUGCCAGCGCUGCAAGAUAGCCAUCAGUAAGCUUUAAUAAACCCUUACCCACCGGGAGGGAAACCAUUCCAGUUUGAAUCAUUUCUCCGCCGAAUGUUUGACAAAUACAAUUUAAAAGCUUUUUUGACCUUUUACAAAUUUCUUUUUGUUUGUUUUGAUUACCGAGGCCUAAAAGUCCUUGGAAAGGACUCUGUGUAUGAUAUUCUGUUGUGCUAAACCGCGCUGUCAGUUACACUGGGGCUCCUUGGCAUAAAUGCGCAGUCACGUGACCAAUGCAGAAGGUUUGGCUGUGAUUAGUGUGAGAUACUUAGGAAAUUGACUUCAGAUGGACCGCAAGAGCCACUAAGUGCUAAUAGGAAAGUAGCUAGAAGCUAAAAGCCCCCAAAUACCCUCGCCCCAUUAACCACCAGUGCUUUUCAUCCUACCCCCCUAUAUCCCCCCAGUAUUCCUCAAUCACUGAUUGUUGGGGCAUAUUCUUGAAACUGUGACUGAAUGAUCCAAUGGCGAAAGGUUGGAUCUUCAAAUGGGGCUUGGACUGACAUAAGUUUGACAAUCACUGCUCCAGUUUAGUGGGGAAAAAGCCUUCACUGAAGUUAGUGAUGUUUUUACCCCCCCCCAUAUAUAUAUAUAUAAAUAUAUAUAAAUGGAAUACAGGGAGGAGGAUACUGUGUACAAGAAGGAAGAUUCUGUGUACACAGUGCAAAGAAAGAAGUAAUUAUAAAUGAGAUAUUUGCCCUUUAAUAAGAUAUAGUGAGUUUGACAUUGUGCUACAGGGUGUUGCCGGCCCAUCACAGAGAGAAAAA